AUGGAUACUACAGAAUCAGAUCAAUUACAACUCCUGACAUCGAUACCAACAACAAUGUCAAAUGAAAUAAAUACAACACAAGAUGAUUCAGAUUCAGACAUUUUAUUUUCGUCUAUGAAUGAGGAACAAAAUCUAAAUCAUAAUUAUUCAUCCUGUAAUAAUGCUUGUGAAAGUGAAAACGAAUCAGAUUCUACUGAUGAACAACCAUCAGAAGCUAUUGAUGAUAGUAUCCUUCCAAAUGAAUUACAAAAAGAUCCUACUGAAAAAUCAUUUGAUAAAUCUUUUCAUCCUCAACCAUCACAAGAGCGUGAUGAUAUUCGUUCACCUGCGCAAGACACUGAAUUAUCUGUAGGAACUUAUUUGAGCACUGUAACUGAUACAGAUCAUCCUUAUGAAAUUCAAUCUACAGGAGCAGUACCUAUUUUUUUCGAAGAAAGUUAUCCUAUGCCUUGUAGUGAUGAUAAAGAUGCAAUUUCAAUAAUAAAACAACAAUUAACCACAACAACGACUACAACUACAACUGAAUAUAUUGAAACAAAAAAACAUAAAAAUGAUCUUGGACAUAUCAUGAUUAGUUAUAAUCAUUCAACAAAAAUUUUAUGUUCAAAAAUUGCUAAAGCAUUAAAAAAUAUGAAUUAUAUAGUUUGGAUUGAUCAAGAUAAUAUCUCAGGCAAUAUAUUUGGAUCGAUGGCUCAAGCUGUUGAAAAUUCUUUUGUUGUUUUAAUGGCCAUUAAUGAACCAUAUUAUCAAAGUCGAUAUUGUCGAUUAGAAGCUGAAUAUUCUGUUGAAUUAAAUAAAGCAUCUAUUCCAAUGUUAAUGCAAUCUGACUAUAAAGCAUUAGGUUGGCUUGGAAUAAUCAAUGGGUCAAAACUUCAUAUUGAUUUUAGUAAACAUGCAUUUGAUGAGGCAUUCAAUGCACUUGUACGUGAAAUAGAAUCUGUUCGCUCUUCUCUUGGAGCUGAUCGUCAUGAUCGAACAAGCAUCUCAACAUCUGUUCAUGAUAAUCAAUUAAUGACAACAAUGAAUAAUCAUUGGACUUCUUUUCAAAAUGUUAAUGAAUGGAAUGUUGAUGAUGUUGUUGAAUGGUUAAAUCGAGAAAAACUUCAAAUGUUUGAAGAUUCUUUAAGGAAUUUUACUGGAGCAACAUUAUGGCAAUUGUAUAAAGUAAAAUUUGAUUCUCCAACAGAUUAUUAUCGAAUGGUUGAAUCCUUGCUUCCACCAACAUGUCUACUUCGUCUUUUGCACAACUUAACAUUUAAUGGUGCACUUGAAUCACUAUUUUCUUCAUCUAAUUCAAAAACAAAAUACUUAUAG
Molecule: messenger RNA, 1314 nt
Organism: Adineta steineri
Lineage: Eukaryota; Metazoa; Rotifera; Eurotatoria; Adinetida; Adinetidae
Source: the annotation of a GenBank genome assembly